Molecule: messenger RNA, 801 nt
Organism: Zasmidium cellare ATCC 36951
Lineage: Eukaryota; Fungi; Ascomycota; Dothideomycetes; Mycosphaerellales; Mycosphaerellaceae
Exons: 4
Coding region: 1-801 (266 amino acids)
Source: RefSeq, a predicted model, not a curated record
AUGUCUCUCGACUUCGGAUUGCAGAACGUCCACGUUCUGAUCACAGGCGCAGCUGGAGGCAUUGGCCUUGAGACGGUCCAGACUUUUCGGAAACUUGGGGCUCGGGUCACGGCGCAUUAUAAUCGAAACAUUGGAGAGCUUUCCGGUCUGAAGGAUGUUGUGGCGUUGCAGGCGGAUGUGCGUGAGGAGAAGGCUGUGGAUGAGUUGAUGCGUCAGGCUGCGGAGAGGAAUGGUGGGCCUGUUAGUGUUUUGGUUGUGAAUCAUGGUAUAUGGCCGGAGAACAACACUUCCAUCGCAGACAUGUCCCUCUCCCAAUGGUCCAACACCCUCGCCACAGACCUAACAGGCCCCUUCCUCCUCUGCAAAGCCUACCUCACAGCCCUCCGCUCCGCCUCAGACGCCGAAAAGGAAACCGCCAGCAUCAUCUUCAUCGGAUCCACAGCCGGCAAAUUCGGCGAAGCGAACCACGGUGACUACGCCGUCUCCAAAUCUGCGCUCAUGUACGGUCUCACGCCGACGCUGAAAAACGAGAUCGUCUCCAUCGCACCUAGGGGUAGGGUGAACAGUGUUAAUCCGGGAUGGGUGGCUACUCCUUUGGCAGAGGGGACGUUGAAGGAUAAGGCGUUUGUGGAGAGGGCGUUGGCUACAACACCCUUGCAGAAAGUGGGCAGGCCGGAGGAUGUGGCGAGGCAGGUGGCGGUUUUGGCGAGUCCGGUGUUGAGUGGGCAUGUCAACGGGGUGAAUUUGCAGGUUGACGGUGGCAUGGAAGGCAGGCUGCUCUUUCCGCCGAGCUUGCAGUAA